Messenger RNA from Didymodactylos carnosus, 438 nucleotides. The record is from the annotation of a GenBank genome assembly. NCBI's taxonomy places the organism in Eukaryota, Metazoa, Rotifera, Eurotatoria, Philodinida, Philodinidae.
AUGCUUUGUUACAAGCACCGACUGGUUUCACAUUUGAUGGUCCAUAUCGCUGGAAAUACGAAUAUACAAGUUCAUUAUUGGAAACAAGGACGAUUUCAAGAUAUAACAAUCUCAGCAUUCCUUGAAUUGGGAAUCAGAUAUUAUUGUUUUAUUAAUCCAGACGAAAAACUAAUUAGUAAUAGGAAAACUGAAUGGUCACCAUGUUCAAAUGGUGGUUUUAUAUAUCUUUAUAGUCAAGAUGGUUCACCAAAUGAAUUAGAUUGUUAUUUUUCCGUAGCUGAUAAACCUGCACCACUAACAUCAUCAUCAAAUACACAAAAUUGUGUUAUGCCAUUUUCACUUGUACGACAACGAACAAAUAAUGAUAAUAAUAAUAGUAUACAGGAAAAGGAUCCACAACAUGAUGAAGAAAAAUUUAAGCAGUAUAUGUAUGAAUGA